CCGAUGAACACUCACUCAUCAUCCACUGCCGGAGGGCAAUCGAAGAGAACCAAAAUGGGGCAACAGAAGAAGGUCGUGUCCUCUUCUUCGACUUCAGAAGGCGACUAUCAGCUUGUGCAACACGAAGUUCUAUACUCGACUGCGGGUAAUCAGUACGAAGUUCUCGAGUUUUUGGGACGAGGAACUUUUGGACAGGUGGUGAAAUGUUGGAAGAAAGGAACCAAUGAAAUCGUGGCGAUCAAAAUCCUAAAAAAUCAUCCUUCUUACGCAAGACAAGGACAAAUCGAAGUGUCGAUACUGCAGCGUUUGUCGGCAGAAAAUGGAGAUGACUAUAAUUUCGUCCGUGCUUAUGAAUGCUUCGUGCAUAAAAUGCACACCUGCCUCGUUUUUGAGAUGCUGGAGCAAAAUCUCUACGAUUUUCUCAAACAAAACAAAUUUUCUCCACUACCCUUAAAAUACAUUCGACCGAUUCUCCAACAAGUUUUGACAGCACUACUCAAACUGAAGCAGCUCGGCUUGAUUCACGCCGAUUUGAAACCUGAGAAUAUUAUGCUUGUCGAUCCAAUCAGACAGCCUUUCAGAGUCAAGGUAAUUGAUUUUGGGUCCGCCUCGCACGUUAGCAAGGCUGUAUGUUCUACGUAUCUUCAGUCACGCUAUUAUCGCGCUCCUGAGAUAAUCCUCGGCUUGCCUUUCUGUGAAGCCAUCGAUAUGUGGAGUCUCGGCUGCGUAAUCGCUGAGCUCUUCCUCGGUUGGCCGCUUUACCCGGGAAGCUCUGAAUAUGAUCAAAUAAGGUAUAUCUCGCAGACGCAAGGAUUACCGGCGGAGCAUCUCCUGAACGCUGCGACGAAGACGACUCGGUUUUUCAUUCGGGAACAAGCAUCCUCUUCAAAUUAUCCAUUCUGGAGAUUGAAAGGUCCAGAAGAACACGAAAGCGAGACCGGAAUCCGUUCCAAAGAAGCCAGAAAGUAUAUAUUCAAUUGUCUGGAUGACAUGGCUCAGGUCAAUGUUCCUGUCGAUCUCGAAGCGUCGGGCGGCGGCGAACUCCUCGCCGAGAAAGCCGAUCGCCGAGAACUCAUUGAUCUCCUCAAACGCAUGCUCACACUAGAUCAAGAGCGCAGAAUCACUCCCGGAGAGGCACUCAACACGAACUACGUCACACUGAACCAUCUUGUGGAGUACGCUCAUUGUCAGCAUGUGAAAAAUUCGGCCCAGGUCAUGGAAGCCACCUGUCACCGUCGCAUAAGACACCAUCCGACGGCUCAGGCGGCGGCAGCGUUGUAUCAUCCGACAGCGCUCUAUCGACCGUUUGCGGGUGCCCAGGCAUCGCAGUCCGCGCAGCAGGCCGCACCGCAAACCCAAAUUUGUUCGAUUCUGUGUCCGCCACAAGUUAACGCUUGUUUAAACUCUCCGAAACACAUGAUGGUACCCGCGGCUCAAGCUCCACACCAGCAGCUGCAAAUCCAACCUUUGCAUCUUGCCACUCAACAAUACGUUCCGGUCUCAGUCGUCGAACAGAACGGCCGACAGAUGGCGUUGAUCACGGACUCCAACCUUCUCUGUCCCCAGAAUCCUUCAUCUGCCGCGGCGGCGGCUACUUGGGCUGCGGCGGCCGCUGCGAUGAGCUCGUCGAGACCUCAUCAUAUGUUCGUGACUCCGACCAAUGUUUGGGGUGCUCCUCUGACCCGCGGCGAGGACCCGUGGGGGCGAGCCGGUCUCACUCUGUUGCCACCGCCACCAGCCCCCGUCUCGGUCGCGGACUGGAUGUCGGUCGGUCAGACUCCAUCGGCUGCUCACCAGAGCUCGCUGCGAUCAUCGACGCGCGAGCACUCGCACUCGAAGCGACAUCCAUCGUCUUCGAAGACGCAGCAGGUUUCGGUCGCGACGGCUGCGGCGUAUGCGCCUGCGGUUUCCUCGAUUCCCAACCUCAUCGGAAGCUCUUGUUAUCAGGCGCAAACGCCUGCCCAGCAGACGCAGCUGAGCCCUGUGAAGAAACGCGUCAAAGAGAAUACGCCGCCGAAAUAUCCCACGAGCGUGUCUUCUCUGCAACCGAACGUCACCCAAGGUGCCGCCACGGUUAAAUGGCAUCCGGAUCCCUCGCAGAAUUUGCAGAAUUCGCAGAAUAUCGUGUCGAACUCUCAGCAACAACAACAGCAGCAGCAGCAGCAGCAUCAGAGACAUCAUACGGCGACCUCGAGUUCGAACAACAGCAACGUCAUAAGCACUACAGUUCAUGGAGACAGGACCAUCGUCAUCCGCGACUCGCCAUCACCUUCUCGAGCCGUCUCGGUGAUAACUAUCAGCUCCGACAGUGACGAUGACGCUCCCACCCAGAACAGCGGAGGCUCGAAAAGCUCCACGGAUCGUGAAGGUUCCGGCGCGUCGAAGAGCAGUCAUCAGGCCACACCUCAGGACUAUCCGUCACGGGGUCGUGCUACUUCGUCCAAGAGCACGAUGUUGCUCAGCCACGACUCGCCCGGAGCCUCCGUUUCGGUGGGGAUCACACCCGGUGAACCUCAUCAAUAUUCGCCCAUCGUCAUCCAGAACAUCAAACACGAACCUCGGGAUGAGCAGCAAUUAUUGCACAAAGAUCGCUCGGCGAAGUAUGCGACAGUGCCGGGUCUCCAACAAACCUUCAAGAGGGAAGUGAUUUCCCAACUCCCCACUGCUCAUCUGUCGACUUACGUAGAUUCGGAGCGACUAUUGAAAGCAUCAGCAUCGUCACGAGUCCAGUCUCGCCAAGCACCUCUGCAGUUCGAGUUCUCCGGACAGCCUGCCGCUCACAUGGCACCUCAACCCCUCUACCUCAGUCAGCCUGACAUUUACAGACCUACCGCCGUGUACGUGGCCACCGGUAGCGGGCAAUUCCCUCCUCCACCCGCUCACCAUCAAUAUCCGCAGGUGAACCAACCUCCUGUCGGGUACGCAGCUCCGCCGGCGCAUCUGCAAUCUUCCUACCCGACGUACACGAGGAUCUCGCCGAAAUACCAUAAUCCCUACCAACCGAUGUGA
This is a messenger RNA of Galendromus occidentalis (western predatory mite), 3009 nucleotides long. RefSeq names its product homeodomain-interacting protein kinase 2. Gene Ontology annotation, biological process: peptidyl-threonine phosphorylation; peptidyl-serine phosphorylation. The record is from RefSeq and is a predicted model, not a curated record. Gene Ontology annotation, cellular component: nucleus; cytoplasm. NCBI's taxonomy places the organism in Eukaryota, Metazoa, Arthropoda, Arachnida, Mesostigmata, Phytoseiidae. Bases 4 to 3009 code for a protein of 1001 amino acids. Gene Ontology annotation, molecular function: protein tyrosine kinase activity; ATP binding; protein serine/threonine kinase activity. The transcript is spliced from 13 exons.